AUGUCAGCACCACGUCGCGAUGGCGACGAAACAACACCGCUGCUAUCAUCAAACUCGCGCACGAGUCACGAUGACCAGCAGGCGCCCGUUCGGAGCGCGACACCGCUGCCGCGCAAGCAGCUGUUCGUGCUGUGUCUGAUGCGCAUGACCGAACCCAUGUCAUUCACGGUAAUCUUCCCCUUCGUCAAUGCGAUGCUGCGCGCCAACCUGCCGGCGUCGGUGCCCGACUCGCAGCUGGGCUACUACGCGGGCGUGGUCGAGUCGGCGUUUGCAUUCGUCCAGUUCCUCACCAUCUUCUUCUGGGCACGCCUCUCGGACCGCAUUGGCCGCAAACCCGUCCUCCUCAUCGGCCUUCUUGGCUCCUUUUUGUCGGUCAACGCGUUCGGGCUCGCACGGACUUUCCCACAGAUGGUCUUGGCGCGGUCCAUCGCGGGAUUGAUGAACGGCAAUAUUGCUAUUCUCAAGAGCGUGUUGGCCGAGAUCACGGAUGAGACCAACCAGGCGCGCGCGUUUAGCCUCAUCCCGCUGUGCUUUGCGGUGGGCAGCAUCGUGGGGAAUGGUCUGGGCGGGUGGCUGGUGGGUGUGGGCGAGGGAGCGUGGUGGAAGGCCCAUCCGUUUUGGCUGCCAUGCGCCGUAGCCAGCUCGUUUAAUCUGUGCGCCAUCGUCCUCGGCAGCUUCUUUCUCCAGGAAACCUUACCCAAGCACAAGCGAACCGCGCACAAAACCGCACAGCGCGCUGGAGCUAAGGACGAGGAUGCGCCGAUGUCGAUUCGGGCGUUGUUGGGGGAUGUGACGAUCCGCCGGAUCCUGUCGACGCAGUUCUGGCUCAACUUUCUCAACGCCUGCCAUGCUGCGCUGCUGCCGCUGUUCUGCUAUACGGCCAUCGCGCACGGGGGGCUGUCGCUAAGCUCGUCGGACAUCGGCUCGAUCCUAGCCACCAAUGGGGCAUUCACCAUCUUUAUCCAGCUCAUCGCCUUCCCGACCCUCGAGCGGAGGUUGGGUGGACCGGCACCCGUGUACAAGCGCGUCACUGCCGCCCUACCCCUCGUAUGGGUCUGCUUCCCCAUCGCUCACAUUGUCGCCAGCACGACCGGGUCCAAGGCAGGCAUUGUGGCCGUGUUGUUGGUGGCGAUCGUGCUGCGCGGCGUGAGCAACAUGUCGAUCGUAUGCUCGAGCUUGCUCGUCAACAACGCCGCCCCCACCCGGGCUAGCUUGGCCACGCUCAAUAGCGUCAGUCAGAUGGCCGGGUGUUUGAGCCGCACCAUCGGACCGACAUUCAGCACCUCCUUGUUCGCCUACUCCACGUCGAAUCAUGUCUGGGCGGGUCAGUUUAGCUGGGCGGUCAUGUGGGCCAUCAGUGCCACGGCCUGGCUCGUCACGCUGCGCAUCCAAGCCCCCGCCAAAGCUGCAUGGCGCAACCAACCGCGCGCAUCAUAG
Messenger RNA from Moesziomyces antarcticus, 1437 nucleotides. RefSeq names its product MFS general substrate transporter. Gene Ontology annotation, biological process: transmembrane transport. The transcript has a single exon. Gene Ontology annotation, molecular function: transmembrane transporter activity. Lineage: Eukaryota; Fungi; Basidiomycota; Ustilaginomycetes; Ustilaginales; Ustilaginaceae. The coding region runs from base 1 to 1437 and encodes 478 amino acids. The record is from RefSeq and is a predicted model, not a curated record.